Messenger RNA from Esox lucius (northern pike), 1326 nucleotides. It is a transcript of the gene zfand2a, whose product is annotated as zinc finger, AN1-type domain 2A. The coding region runs from base 154 to 987 and encodes 277 amino acids. Gene Ontology annotation, biological process: protein targeting to ER; proteasome-mediated ubiquitin-dependent protein catabolic process. Gene Ontology annotation, cellular component: cytoplasm; endoplasmic reticulum. The record is from RefSeq and is a predicted model, not a curated record. NCBI's taxonomy places the organism in Eukaryota, Metazoa, Chordata, Actinopteri, Esociformes, Esocidae. Gene Ontology annotation, molecular function: zinc ion binding. The transcript is spliced from 10 exons.
GCUAAUUCAACGUAAGGAGGGCGUAAACAACUGUGACACGGGAUAUAGGUAGCUGUCAAAUAAGCUUGCUAGCCAGUUGGUUUCUUGAAGUUGAACCAUAAGGAAGGGCUAUCCGGUUUAACAAAGUCUCUUGGGUUUUAUCACCAUAGUGCCAUGGAGUUUCCAGAUCUUGGAGAUCAUUGCUCUGAAAACUCAUGCAAGAGGCUAGAUUUCCUACCAAUGAGAUGUGACGCCUGUCAAGAUAUCUUUUGUAAAGACCACAUAACCUAUGCAAAUCACAAAUGCAUGUCAUCUUACAAAAAGGAUAUACAGGUUCCUGUGUGUCCUCUGUGCAACACCCCAAUUCCCAUCAAAAGAGGGGAAAUGCCAGACAUCAAGGUUGGGGAGCACAUCGACCGAGAUUGCCAAUCAGACCCUGCUCAGAAAAAGAGAAAGAUAUUUACAAACAAAUGCUCGAAAGGAGGCUGCAAGCAGAAGGAAAUGAUCCGAGUAACGUGUGACCAGUGCCACAUGAACUACUGUCUUAAACACAGACAUCCACUUGACCAUGACUGUAAACCAGAAGCCAAAACCGUUUCCAAAUCUGGAUUUGCUGCUUUAAUGCGGUCACAAGGAGCAUCCUCUAGCAGUGCCUCCUCUUCAGGCAGUAGAGGAAGUUCUCGGGCUGUUUCAAAUGGGAAUGUUAGAACCCAGAGUAGCGGUGCUCAAGCAGUUCAUACUCCAGCUCCAGCUAUGCGGCCCCCUUCAACACAGAAUGUAAUACCUGCUUCGGCAUCAUUUCAGGCUGGCCUGACUGAGGAGCAGGCCUUACAGAGGGCGCUGGAGAUGUCUUUGGCUGAGUCCGCUCGCAGCAGCAUCCAACAGCCAACACUCAGUUCUCAGGAGCAGGAGGAUCUGGCUCUGGCUCAGGCCCUCGCUGCCAGUGAAGAAGAAUUCAGACGCCAGCAGCAGAGACAACAGGUAUCCCGAAAACUUAGGCGUCAGUAGCAUGCAAACAGGACCACACCUAGGAAAGGGAGUCCUCCAAACAGUCCUCCUGCAGCCUGUCAUAAAGCCAGACCAAUGUCUAUGAACCCAAGCUGCUACCUCCGGUAGUCAACCAGCAGCUCUAGCUACGUCUCUGGCACUCGAACAUCCAGCACACCUGAGUCUGGGACUUCCAUAGAGAUACUAUUCAGUGUAUCACCUCUUUCGCUCUACUCAGCACAAUUAUUUUAGACAUAUUGUCCUUCUUACCGAUUUAUUUCCUAUGUACAUAUUUUCUAUGUUGAUCAUGGACAUUUAACCUCAGCAUCAAUAUUUCAUGAAUAAAUUAUUUUAAAGAUG